AUCACCCUACUUCUAUUUGAUUGCUACCCAACCUCGCCGUCCGAGAUUGUCAAAAAGAAAAAAAGAGCCCUGAGGACGAGGUUACAACUUCUUCGUCUCGUGGGGUCGAGCUUGGAUGGGGACCAAGUAAGGAGCGGAGGGUAUGAAAAUCAUGUGAUGUUAUUGUUCGUCUCGAUUAACUUUCGUUUUCUAAAUAGAAACAUUUGUGGGUAGUGUCGUAGACUAGACCACACUGCACUAAAACCUUCAACUUUUGGUUUUUAUCCAAUGUUGACAUCGUUAGGUUUCAAUAAAUAUGGUUAGCAUUAGCAAUAGCUCAGGACAUCAGGGUUCCUUCAGCGAGUUUGCUGAACACGAUCAUCUACAUCCUCCAAUAUUUCCCACAACAACAAAUGGGUCGACUGAAAGUUUGCUGCUGCCAUCAUCAACAACCCACACAAUAUCUGGACAUUCUCAAAAAUAUUUUGUGAAAAGAUUCCCUGGAGUUUGGGUCAUUGUUCUGUACAUAUUCCUGCUGACUGCUUUUGAAGUUCUUUCUUUCGUUCUACAUGAUGUUCUUCAUGUUCAUAUACUGGGUGGGAUAGAUGAACCAUUCGCAUUAUUAACUGUACUUCACGUAGGAGUUUGGUUGAUUACAUUUGUGUAUGAUCGGUAUCUUCAUUUCAAUCACCAUUUGCUGCGAAGGUAUGGAUACUUGAAAUUUUUCACAAAGACAAAAGAAAUACGCAGAGUACCGCUGGGAGUGUUCUCUUUGGGAAAUGCUGCUUUGCUUCUUGUGGUCGCAUUUACUGCAAGUCAACAUAAAAACCUCAUCUCACUAAUUAGAAUAUUUCAAAUUGUAGCAUCCAUCGAAGUGUUUUUUAGUUUGGUCACCAUUAUUAUUUAUUUAGUUUAUGUUGUAAAAUUUAACAAAGAAAGAAAAUCUCCCGAUGUUUACCAUCAAGACGUUGUGCAUGGUUUCAACGAAGAUAUGUACACAUCACCUGAGGUCGGCUUCAAGGAUACAGAGUGUCUUGAUGAGAUCUUAGAAAAACAAUCAGAAAUGAUUCGAUAUUUACAGCAACAUAACACCAACCUAGGGAAGAGAAUUGUGGAACUCACACAACUUCUACCGUACGACCAACAACAAUCGGUAUUACACUCCUCUAAUAUUCCACCUCAUUUGCAUGCGCGGUAGUAAAAAUGGCGUCACUUGAAGAGAAAUGCCAGCUGUAUAACCCUUUACUAAUUUGUAAAAAACAUGGAAUUAUUUAUUGAAAAAGAGAAGAAGAAAACUGGGAUUGAAGUUGCUACAUGAAUUACGGCUGAAGCUGAACCUAGAUUAAUAAGCCAGACCUCUAUUUGGAAAUGUUAGGACGAGUGUUUUGAGUUUAAUUUGUUUGAGAUUAUAUUUGUUUAAGAUUAUAUAUUAUCAAUUUUUGUAUUAACUUAUGUACUGUUAGAGUAUUGUAUAUUAUUUUUAUUACUGA
Molecule: messenger RNA, 1469 nt
Organism: Hydractinia symbiolongicarpus
Lineage: Eukaryota; Metazoa; Cnidaria; Hydrozoa; Anthoathecata; Hydractiniidae
Product: transmembrane protein 192-like
Exons: 6
Coding region: 296-1177 (293 amino acids)
Cellular component (GO): late endosome; lysosomal membrane
Source: RefSeq, a predicted model, not a curated record